Molecule: messenger RNA, 958 nt
Organism: Aspergillus novofumigatus IBT 16806
Lineage: Eukaryota; Fungi; Ascomycota; Eurotiomycetes; Eurotiales; Aspergillaceae
Exons: 1
Coding region: 1-888 (295 amino acids)
Molecular function (GO): nucleic acid binding
Source: RefSeq, a predicted model, not a curated record
AUGGCUACAUCAACCAUGGCAUUCCAAACCUCGACUCGCGAUAUACAGAUGGUCGACUCCAUCGGUUCUCUGCAGAAAUUACUCAACGAGCUCGAUUACAACUCGCAUAAGCCCGCCGCUCUGUUCUUCGACGUCCAGACCUUAAAUCCAGGAGAAGACGGCUCAAUCUCAAUCAUCUCUCUCUUCAUACGGCCCAUCAAAAAGGUCUUCCUGAUAGACGUGCUGAAGCUAGGCGACGACGCAUUUACGACUACCAGUCUCGCCGACAACUCGCUCAAGCUCCUGCUUGAAUCUUCCGCCGCGUCAAAGAUCUUAUUCGACGUCGGAAACGCCUCUGCCGCGCUGUUCAAGCACCACGGAAUCCGCCUGAAUGGAAUCAAAGACCUCCAGGUCAUGCAAUUCGCGACUCAAUAUCCGCGCGCCCAGUAUGCUCAGGCUGCAAGCUUGGAGACGUGCGUCGAGAAAGACGCGCGCAUUCCUCCAAGAUCACUCGCGCUGCGGAAGCAUGUGCAUAGAACUGUGAAUCAACUGCGUGAUCCAGCAAAGGGAGGAAGCGAUGCUGUGUUUAAAGAACGGCCUCUCAGAAAGACAAUCCUCGAUUAUCACUUGCAGAACGUUCUGAUCUUACCAUGGUUGUGGGUCGUUUACUGCGAGACUCUCUGCAAGCCGAACAAUGCCCUCUGGCGGAGCAUGGUGUUUCACACGGUUCGGGACAGGAUCAGAGAAUCAAUGGAGCCUGCUUUUGCCGAUGGAGCUGAUACCAAAAACUGGGGCUGGACUAGGGAGUUCAUUGAGACUAGCAAGCGUGGAUGGAACGAGGAUAUACUUCUUGAGCUCGAGGGAAUUCCUAUGGUGGACCGCUGCUGGCUUGAUCCCGACUUUUUCUGAACUGUCGUGGUGGUCGCCUAUCUUGAUUUCGGGACAUUUGCGUGUUUUGUCUUGCUUGGUGAUGUGGAAG